Messenger RNA from Cicer arietinum (chickpea), 1168 nucleotides. RefSeq lists its product as uncharacterized. The record is from RefSeq and is a predicted model, not a curated record. Lineage: Eukaryota; Viridiplantae; Streptophyta; Magnoliopsida; Fabales; Fabaceae.
UGUACAUGUUGUGAACCUGAAACCACAAAACCACGUCUUCUUACUUCUUUACAGCCACAAACGUAGACCGACAUCGGCGCACAUUAGUCACCGUUAGUUAUUUCACACUAAACUACGCUUCUUCAUCUACUUCCAGGUUCUACUACUCCACUUGCUUCAUUCCUCUAGAAACAAGCCUUUUCAAAAUUUCUUUGCUACCAAACCAAACCCAUUUAUUUCAUUUGCUUCUCUCUCUCUCUCUUACGUUUCAAGUUUGUUGUGUUAGUUAUGGCGUAUUUGAGACCCACCCUUUCUCAACUUUCCCUUUCCCAAUCCAAUUUUCCCACAAAUUAUAAUUCCCAACACUGCUUUUUCCACAAAAGGAUCGCAAAGUUUCAAACUUUCACUACUUCCAAGUCCUUCAAUCCUAAUAGGGUCUGUUGUAGUUCUCAAGAUACCCAGAAGAACCAAAACAAUGGAGAAGAGCCUCCAGAGUCAUUAUUUAUGAAGGAAUUGAAGAGGAGAGGUAUGACCCCUACAUCAUUACUUGAGGAUUACAAGCAAACCAACUAUGGAGUUGAUGAAGAAGUUUUUGUGAAUGAAGAAAAUAGAGGUUUCCCUAACAGAAAAACGGUGUCGACCAAUGUUGAGAGAGGUUUAGACAAUCAGAGGGAGCGGUCUAUGGCACUGAACAGUGAAGGUCUCGAGGGCUUAGUACCUCGAGCUAAACUUCUAUUGACACUUGGAGGAACAUUCUUUUUGGCAUUUGGACCGUUGAUCCUCAUAACUGUGGCAUUAUUUUCUGCUCUUUACUUUUAUUUUGGACCGAGUUUUGUCCACGACGGAAGCAAGAUGUCACUAUCACCUCCACAAUAUGUAGACCCUUAUGCACUCUUAGAAGAUGAAAGGAUAUCUCAGAUACAGAUAGCACCUCAGCUAAAUUGAAUUAAAGGCAACAUUAGGAAACCUAGUCACAUAUAUUGACUGAAUUCUGUCUUUUGCAUUUUGCAUAUAUGUUGUGUAUAGUUUAUUUAAAUCUAAAUGAAAGCCCUAUUAGUAGUGACAUUACUCUUAAAUUUUUAUUUUCCACUUAGAAGUUAAAUAUGUCUGGAUUAAGUUGCAGAUCAUAUGAAGUCCAUACAAUUGUCUGAAAAAAAUGAAGUUUUGAUAGCUUCUGUUGGAGCAUAUA